This is a messenger RNA of Acanthoscelides obtectus, 498 nucleotides long. Lineage: Eukaryota; Metazoa; Arthropoda; Insecta; Coleoptera; Chrysomelidae. The record is from the annotation of a GenBank genome assembly.
AUUUUUUCAAGCCAUUAGUCAAAAUAGUUUGCCAGAUCGUAGUAAGUUGAUCGUGCAGGGAGAAAACAGCGCUUUGGUCUGUAUUUACAUCUUUUCCCAUAAGCUUUAAGAUGUCCUCAGGUAAGGUUACAUCGUUAUAUAAGAUCAAAGUGUCGUCUCCGCAAUCCAUAUUUUCGGUAUUUGCUUCUGCACGUGGCAACGUUGCAUUCACCAGCUGGAGAGAUGGAGAUAGCUGCUCCUCAUCUUGAACCGGCAAGGUUCGAGCAUGGAUCGGUGUCAUCGGCGAUCGAGAUUCUCUCUCUCACCGAUUACGACGUGAGGAAGAGUGAGAAGCGCCAGAGCGGGAACGGCUUCUCGAUUUCGAAAUCGAUCGACGCGGCAUGCGGCGACGGUACGACACGCUUGGACUGCGUGUGUGUUCUGAGCGACGCCUUUGUCGUGACAAACGACUAUGGGUUGAAUAAGAAGUGGACGGAGAUCUUGAAUUGCGACGAUUAA